Messenger RNA from Aureococcus anophagefferens, 1695 nucleotides. RefSeq lists its product as hypothetical. Lineage: Eukaryota; Pelagophyceae; Pelagomonadales; Pelagomonadaceae. Gene Ontology annotation, cellular component: chaperonin-containing T-complex. Bases 34 to 1632 code for a protein of 532 amino acids. The transcript is spliced from 2 exons. Gene Ontology annotation, molecular function: ATP binding; ATP-dependent protein folding chaperone; ATP hydrolysis activity. Gene Ontology annotation, biological process: protein folding. The record is from RefSeq and is a predicted model, not a curated record.
GUCCACAGCGCUGAGCGCCACCGGCCCGCCACCAUGCUCGUGCUCAACCAGAACACGCAGCGCGACACGGGCCGCAGCGCCCAGCUCGCGAACAUCGGCGCCGCGCAGGCCGUCUCGGGCAUCGUCCGGUCGACGCUGGGUCCCCGCGCGAUGCUCAAGAUGCUGCUCGACCCCAUGGGCGGCAUCGUCAUCACGAACGACGCCAACGCCAUCCUCCGCGAGAUCGACGUGAGCCACCCGGCGGCGAAGCAGAUGAUCGAGCUCAGUCGCGCGCAGGACGAGGAGGUCGGCGACGGCACGACGUCCGUGAUCGUGCUCACGGGCGAGAUGCUCCAGGUCGCCGAGCCGCUGCUGGCGCGCAACAUCCACCCGACGGUCAUCAACCGGGGCUACAGCGCGGCGCGCGACGCGGCCAUCAAGGCCUGCGACGCGAUGGCGCGGCCCAUCAGCCUCGACGACAAGGCCGCGCUCCGCGCGCUCGUCGAGUCCUGCAUCGGCACGAAGUUCUCGUCGCGCUGGGGCGACAAGGUCAUCGAGAUGGCCAUCGGCGCGACCCUCAAGGUCGUCGUCGAGAAGGGCGGCGUCGACGGCAAGGAGUCGCACAAGGAGGUCGACAUCAAGCGCUACGCGAAGGUCGAGAAGCUCCCCGGCGGCGAGCCGAGCGACUCGCGCGUGUUGGACGGCGUCAUGUUCAACAAGGACGUGACCCACCCGCGCAUGCGCCGCAAGAUCGCCAACCCGCGCAUCCUGCUCCUCGACUGCCCCCUGGAGUACAAGAAGGGCGAGUCGUCCGCGAGCGUGGAGAUCUCCAAGGAGGAGGACUGGAACACGCUCCUGCGCAUCGAGGAGGAGUACAUCGAGAACAUGUGCGCCCAGAUCGUCGCCGCGCGGCCCGACGUCGUCAUCACGGAGAAGGGCGUGUCCGAUUUGGCGCAGCACUACCUGAUGAAGGCGAACAUCACGGCCUUCCGCCGCCUGCGCAAGACGGACAACAACCGCGUCGCGCGCGCCUGCGGCGCGACCAUCUGCUCGCGCACGGACGAGAUCCAGGAAUCCGACGUCGGCACGGGCUGCGGCACCUUCGAGGUGAAGAAGGUCGGCGACGAGUACUUCGCGUUCCUGGAAGGGUGCACGUCCGCCAAGGCCUGCACGCUGCUCCUCCGCGGCGGGUCCAAGGACGUGCUCAACGAGGUCGAGCGCAACCUCCAGGACGCCAUGCAGGUCAUCCGCAACGUCGUCCUCGAGCCCAAGCUGCUCCCGGGCGGCGGCGCCGCGGAGAUGGCCGUCGCGCACGCGCUCCAGGAGGAGGCCGCCAAGCUCCCGGGCGUCGAGCAGUUCCCCGUGCGCGCCGUCGCCGAGGCCAUGGAGGUCAUCCCGCGCACGCUCGCCAUGAACUGCGGCGCGAAAGUCGUCCGCGCGCUCACGCAGCUCCGCGCGAAGCAGAAGGACAGCGGCCCGACCUGGGGCAUCGACGGCACCUGCGGCGACGUCGUCGACAUGAACGACACGGACGGCCCCAACAUCUGGGAGCCCUACGCGGUCAAGGUCCAGACCAUCAAGACGGCCAUCGAGGCCGCGAGCCUCAUCCUCCGCGUCGACGACAUCGUCUCCGGCAUCAAGAAGGGCAAGUAGGCGGGCACACUGCCCGCCGCCGCCGAUUGCCGCGCGCCCUCUUAGUAAACCGCCGUCUCUCCG